AUGGCAAGCAUGGAGAAAACCAUCGCAUCAUACCGCGAACGCCAAGCAGUAUUAGAAGAGCGCAACGAUGCUUUCGCUCAGGGCAUUGCAUGGGUCGAAGGAACACUAGUGGCACUGCGCGAAGCACGCAUCCCACUGCUCGACCAAGGCUUCCUGCACAGCGACCUGACGUACGACGUGCCCGCCGUAUGGGACGGGCGAUACUUCCGGCUGGACGACCACCUGUCGCGGCUGGAAGCCAGCUGCGCGAAAUUACGUCUACGCCUUCCACUUCCGCGCGACGAGGUGCGCCGAAUCCUGGUCGAGAUGGUCGCUCAGAGCGGCAUUCGUGAUGCAUACGUCGAGAUCAUCGUGACGCGGGGUUUCACAAGCGUACGUACCGCCCGUCUCGGUGACACGAGCCAGAACCACCUGUACAUGUUUGUCCAGCCGUAUGUGUGGGUGAUGGAGCCAGAAGACCAACGCAAGGGCGGCGACGCCGUCAUCACACGUAGUGUGCGCCGCACGCCGCCAGGCUCGAUGGAUCCGACGAUCAAGAACCUCCAGUGGGGGGACUUGACCCGGGGUGUGUUCGAGGCCGCGGACCGCAACUCAACAUAUCCGAUCCUCACGGACGGCGACGCCCACAUCACUGAGGGUGCGGGCUAUAACCUCGUGCUGAUCAAGGAUCGCACGCUGUACACGCCAGACCGUGGCGUUCUGGAAGGCGUGACACGCCGGACCGUCCUCGAGAUCGCCGCGUCCCUGGGCUUGGAAGUCCGUCUGCAACCGGUUCCCGUGGAGCUGGCGUAUUCCUGUGAUGAGAUCUUUAUGUGCACGACCGCCGGUGGUAUCAUGCCUGUUACUUCGCUGGAUGGCUUGCCGGUUGGGAAUGGUGACGAGUGUCGGAUGGGGCCGGUCACCAGGUUGAUUUGGGAUGCUUAUUGGGCGUUGCAUUAUGAUCCGGUACAUAGUUUCGCUGUUGACUACCGCGAGAGUGGUGCUGGAGGACACCUUGCACCAGGCGCAAAUGGUGUGGCAUAA
Molecule: messenger RNA, 1023 nt
Organism: Exophiala bonariae
Lineage: Eukaryota; Fungi; Ascomycota; Eurotiomycetes; Chaetothyriales; Herpotrichiellaceae
Exons: 1
Coding region: 1-1023 (340 amino acids)
Biological process (GO): carboxylic acid metabolic process
Molecular function (GO): catalytic activity
Source: RefSeq, a predicted model, not a curated record